Messenger RNA from Corylus avellana, 4580 nucleotides. Its product is annotated as pre-mRNA-splicing factor ATP-dependent RNA helicase DEAH7. Lineage: Eukaryota; Viridiplantae; Streptophyta; Magnoliopsida; Fagales; Betulaceae. The record is from RefSeq and is a predicted model, not a curated record. Gene Ontology annotation, molecular function: helicase activity; RNA binding; ATP binding. Gene Ontology annotation, cellular component: intracellular anatomical structure.
UCACGAACCCACGAUGUGAGUGACGGUGCACUCCCAGUCUCCCUCUCCCGGCUCUCCCUCUGUCUGAGAGUCUCUCUCUCUCUCUCCCAGUCUCUCCCUCUAUCUCAACGCUGAGUCGAAUCUCUCUCUCCCUCUGCUGGCCAAAGACCACCGUUCUUCUCCAAAUUAAUCCACGCAGAGUCUUAAGAAACGCAAAAACAUUUGCAACGCCAAGCACGUUGCCUCCCACGGCUGCACACCGCCACGGUCCCAACUUCGCAGCAGGUCACGAAGAAAACAGCACCCACCGCACCACCGGAGCAGCACUUCAAUACCGCACCACUCAACCACCGGAGCAGCGCCGCUCUACCACCGCAAACGACGACUUCGAUCCACACGUGGCGCUCUUACUCACGGCCAGAGCAACCGAUUCACCCAACCAACGUGAUAACGAACGUUUUGCACAGUUCGUCACUCUUGGUGCAACUGUUCUGGAGGUUGAUUAUUCUAAAGGUUAUCUGAUCAAACAUGGAGACCCGUGGAGGUGAUGCUGGAAUUUUAGACGUGGACAAGAUAACAGAGACAUUGGAACCUGAGAAGGCAAGCAGUGGAGGAUUGUAUGUUCCUGGGAAGGAUAGAUUGGUGUUUAGACCUCCUGAAAGGAAAUCGGUCUUAGGGCUAGAUGUCCUUGCUAUUGCAAAACGAGCGGAGUCUAAGGUUGAUGGUGGAUUCAAGGCCCCAAGAGAAAGAGUUGCUUCUAUGGUGGCGUCUUUAGAGGAAGAGGAGAAUUCGGAAUCCUCUGGGUUAGAUGAAGUAGGAAGUAAUGCAAAUAGUGGCACACGCAAUAAUGUUAGUAGGCGAUAUCGUGAAUCGGCUGCAAGCGAGACAGGAAGUGCUGUGACACAAGAAGAACAAGUUAAUGAUACACCUCGGACUCAUCGAUCUAGUGAACAUUCGUUUUCAGAUGUUCCAAAUACACCGACAAGAAGUCACCAGAAUAUUCGAUCUUGGAGUCCUAGGUAUGAAAGGGAUGACCGAGACCGUGAAAGAAGAGAUUACAAGGAUGACACAAGAAGUGAAAGAAGGGUGGGACAUAGACACAGUUCUGACAGAGAGAAUUAUCACAGAAGGGAAGCACGCGAUCGACAUGAUCAAGACUAUGAUGGAGAAUAUAGAAGCAAGCGAAGUAGAUAUGAAGGUUCAAGGGGUACACCUGGUAGAUCUGACUGGGAUGAUGGAAGAUGGGAAUGGGAAGAUACACCACGCCGCCGGGAUAGUCACUCUCAUACCAGUAGGCGCCAUCAACCUUCACCAUCCCCAAUGUUAGUUGGGGCAUCACCGGAUGCACGACUAGUUUCCCCAUGGUUGGGUGGCCACACACCUCUUUCUUCUGGUUCUGCCAGUUCUCCCUGGGACCAUGUCUCUCCCUCUCCAAUUCCAAUACGUCCUUCUGGAUCCUCUGUGAGAUCCUCGAGUUCUAGACAUGGUGGGAGGUCCCAUCAACUUAAUUUUUCUGCGGAAAAUUCAGAAGCAUUUGAGGAUGGAGGUGCUGAUAAGUCUGAUUUCUCUGAAGAGCACAAGUACGAGAUUACAGAAAGUAUGCGUCUCGAGAUGGAAUAUAAUUCUGACCGUGCAUGGUAUGACAGAGAAGAAGGUAACACAUUGUUCGAUGCAGAUACCUCGUCGUUUUAUCUGGGAGAUGAGGCUUCUUUCCAGAAGAAAGAAGCAGAAUUGGCCAAAAGACUGCUUCGGAGAGAUGGAACCAAGAUGACACUUGCUCAGAGCAAAAAGAUGUCCCAGCUCACUGCCGAUAAUGCUCAGUGGGAAGACCGGCAACUAUUGAGAUCUGGAGCUGUUAAAGGGACUGAGGUGCAGACAGAGUUUGAUGAUGAGGAUGAACGCAAGGUUAUUCUUCUUGUACAUGAUACAAAACCUCCUUUCCUAGAUGGGAGAGUUGUUUUUACCAAACAAGCAGAGCCAAUAAUGCCAAUAAAAGACCCAACAUCAGAUAUGGCAAUAAUUUCGCGCAAAGGAUCGGCUCUGGUUAGAGAAAUUCAUGAGAAACAAAGUAUGAACAAGUCACGCCAACGUUUUUGGGAGCUCGCAGGCUCGAAACUUGGUGACAUUCUUGGUGUUGAAAAAACAGCGGAACAGAUUGAUGCCGACACUGCUGUAGUAGGCGAAGAUGGUGAAAUUGAUUUUAAGGAGGAUGCAAAGUUUGCACAGCAUUUAAAGAAGGGGGAAGCAGUAAGUGAUUUUGCAAAGUCAAAAACCUUAGCGCAGCAACGUCAGUAUCUGCCAAUCUAUUCUGUGAGGGAUGAGUUAUUGCAGGUAAUUCGCGAAAAUCAGGUGGUGGUGGUUGUCGGAGAAACUGGUUCAGGAAAGACGACUCAACUGACACAGUAUCUGCAUGAGGACGGCUACACUACAAAUGGUGUAGUUGGUUGCACCCAACCAAGACGUGUUGCAGCUAUGAGUGUUGCAAAAAGAGUUAGUGAAGAGAUGGAGACGGAGCUGGGUGACAAAGUUGGUUAUGCUAUACGUUUUGAGGAUGUGACCGGGCCAAAAACCGUAAUUAAGUAUAUGACUGAUGGAGUACUCUUGCGAGAAACACUCAAAGAUUCUGAUCUAGAAAAGUAUCGUGUCGUUGUGAUGGAUGAAGCCCAUGAGAGGUCACUAAGCACAGAUGUGCUGUUUGGGAUAUUGAAAAAAGUGGUUGCUCAGCGACGUGAUUUCAAGCUUAUAGUGACGUCUGCAACUCUGAAUGCGCAAAAAUUUUCAAAUUUCUUUGGAAGUGUACCAAUUUUCCACAUCCCUGGCAGAACAUUUCCUGUUAAUACCCUGUACAGUAAAACCCCAUGUGAAGAUUACGUUGAAGGUGCAGUGAAGCAGGCUAUGACUAUCCAUAUCACCAGCCCUCCUGGUGACAUCCUCAUCUUCAUGACUGGCCAAGAUGAGAUUGAGGCAGCCUGUUAUGCCCUUGCAGAGCGUGUGGAACAGCUCAUAUCAUCCACGAAGAAAGCAGUUCCAAAACUCCUGAUACUCCCUAUAUAUUCACAGCUGCCUGCUGACUUGCAAGCAAAGAUAUUCCAGAAAGCUGAAGAUGGGGCUCGUAAAUGCAUUGUGGCAACCAACAUUGCUGAGACAUCUUUGACUGUAGAUGGAAUUUUUUAUGUCAUUGACACGGGGUAUGGUAAGAUGAAAGUAUACAACCCUAGGAUGGGUAUGGAUGCUCUCCAAGUAUUCCCUGUCAGCCGUGCUGCUGCUGACCAACGUGCUGGACGUGCUGGUAGAACUGGGCCUGGGACAUGUUAUCGCCUGUAUACAGAUAGUGCAUACCUACACGAAAUGCUGCCAAGUCCUGUGCCUGAGAUCCAAAGGACGAACCUCGGCAAUGUAGUUUUGUUACUCAAAUCUCUCAAAGUUGAGAACUUGCUGGAUUUUGAUUUCAUGGACCCACCUCCGCAGGAUAAUAUUCUUAAUUCUAUGUACCAGUUGUGGGUCUUAGGUGCUCUUAACAAUGUGGGAGGCUUAACUGGUCUUGGCUGGAAAAUGGUGGAGUUUCCGUUGGACCCCCCACUUGCCAAGAUGCUUUUGAUGGGUGAAGAGCUAGGAUGCUUAGAUGAGGUGUUGACAAUUGUUUCAAUGCUCUCAGUGCCGUCGGUAUUCUUCCGGCCUAAAGAUAGGGCAGAGGAGAGUGAUGCUGCGCGUGAAAGAUUUUUUGUGCCGGAAUCUGACCACUUAACGCUAUAUAAUGUUUACACUCAAUGGAAACAACAUCAAUAUCGGGGAGACUGGUGUAAUGACAAUUUUUUGCAUGUGAAAGGGUUACGAAAGGCUAGAGAAGUGAGAUCCCAGCUGCUGGAUAUUCUCAAGACACUGAAAAUCCCUUUGACAUCUUGUUGGCCUAAUUCAGAUAUCGUGAGAAAAGCCAUUUGUUCUGCAUACUUCCAUAAUGCAGCAAGAUUAAAGGGUGUGGGUGAGUAUGUGAAUUGCAGGAAUGGGAUGCCUUGCCAUUUGCAUCCGAGCAGUGCUCUCUAUGGUAUGGGUUGCACUCCAGAUUAUGUGGUUUAUCAUGAGCUGAUUUUGACAACAAAGGAGUAUAUGCAAUGUGCGACAGCAGUGGAACCUCAGUGGCUGGCUGAGCUGGGACCAAUGUUCUUUUCUGUUAAGGAGUCGGACACAUCGAUGUUGGAGCAUAAGAAGAGACAGAAGGAAGAGAAAACGGCCAUGGAGGAGGAAAUGGAGAAUUUGAGGAAGGUGCAAGCAGAAGCAGAGCGAGAAAGCAAGAAGAAGGACAGGGAAAGGAGGGCAAAGCAGCAGCAAGAAGUCUGCACGCCAGGUCUGCGGCAGGGCUCUACAACCUAUUUGAGACCAAAGAAGUUUGGUUUGUAAUUAGAAACUGUACUUUAUGAAAUAUCGAAUGUGUUUCCCGCAGCAUAAUAGGGCUGUUCUUAACACAGGAAAUAAUUUUUUCUUCUUAAUUGUGUAUCAGAAAUUGAAAAAGGAAAAGAAAAAAAAAAAAAGAAGAAGACAGAAUUUGUUGAUUUUUGCCAAUGCAAGUAUACCAGUUAUAAAUUAAGGAUACUGGCUUGUUCGAA